GCCAACCAACCAACCAACCAGGCAACCUGUCCAUCACGCCAGCACGCCGCGCGCGACGACCCUUGAAGGCUCGAGCUUUGACACCGGACGCCCGCGCCGACGACCCGGCCGACCAUGGCUCUCGCUCCCACGCCACCUCCGCCGGCGCCGCAGCGGCCGACGAUGCGGCACUCCUCAGCGUUCCUCCUUCCUCUGCCGUCCUCCUCCUCCUCGCCCGCGCCUGGCGGCGGCCCCGCCGACGCCAGCGUCGCGCUCGUCGUCCUCAACCAGCCGCUGCCCCGCUUCGCGCCCCUCCUCUGGUCCCGCGCGGCGGUAAGGGUGUGCGCGGACGGCGGCGCCAACCGCGUCUUCGACGGCAUGCCGGAGCUGCUCCCCGGCCAGGACGCCGUCGAGGUCCGCGAGAGGUACAAGCCAGAUGUAAUCAAAGGGGAUAUGGACUCAGUACGACCAGAAGUGAAGGAAUAUUAUUCCAACUUGGGCACCAAAAUUGUUGAUGAGUCACACGAUCAGGACACCACUGAUUUACACAAGUGUAUAGCUUUUAUAGCUAAGAAUUCACCUGUUGCAGGCAAAUCUAACAUCUGCAUCCUUGUCCUUGGUGCCUUAGGAGGCAGAUUUGACCAUGAGAUGGGAAAUAUCAAUGUGCUUCAUCUCUUCCCAAACAUCAAUAUCGUCCUCCUAUCAGAUGAUUGUCUGAUCUUUCUGCUUCCAAGAACACACAGCCAUGAGAUCCACAUUGAACGAUCAAUCGAAGGCCCCCACUGUGGGUUGAUCCCAAUUGGCAUGCCAUCGACAAGCACCACCACCACCGGACUCCGGUGGAAUUUAGAUAAUAACAGUAUGAGCUAUGGAGGAUUGAUCAGCACGUCAAACAUCGUGGAGGAGGACAAGGUGACAGUUACCUCUGAUUCUGACCUUAUCUGGACAAUAUCGCUCCAGAAAUGAAUAUUCAGAGUAGGAUUAUCUGUACCAAUCCAAGGUUCCUAUUUUGUCUCGUGUUUCACACCACGGAGAUGUACCUGACUACCACGAGCAGAUAGGACAAUAUAUUCCGUUGCCUUCAAUGUUGCAAACCUGAUGUAGAGUUAAUAUAUGUAAUUUGGCAGUUCUGGUAACAAGAUAUGGCUGUGCUUGCAAAAAGUUCAACUA
This is a messenger RNA of Setaria italica (foxtail millet), 1149 nucleotides long. RefSeq names its product thiamine pyrophosphokinase 3. Gene Ontology annotation, biological process: thiamine diphosphate biosynthetic process; thiamine metabolic process. Gene Ontology annotation, molecular function: thiamine diphosphokinase activity; ATP binding; thiamine binding. The transcript has 6 exons. NCBI's taxonomy places the organism in Eukaryota, Viridiplantae, Streptophyta, Magnoliopsida, Poales, Poaceae. The record is from RefSeq and is a predicted model, not a curated record. The coding region runs from base 115 to 945 and encodes 276 amino acids.